AAUCAGUUCAAAUCUAACGUUGAGCAACCCAUCACAUCGUAUUACCCCAAAAAAAAAAAUGCAAACGAACUUCGCAAUCUUAGCCACUGCUGCUACCCUGCUUCUGGCUUCCGUGGCGGCACAGGUGUGUAACGAGUGCCAGAGCAGCAACGAUGCCAUAUGCACGAGCCAAACCCAAUACAAAAAUUGCAUGAACAAUGUUGCCAUUGGCACAGCGGCAACAUGUCCCACUGGUACCGUCUGCAGCAACACUGCCGAUGUCUGCGUGAAGAGUGAGUCUGUGGAUGGGGUUAAUAUUCUGGACGUAUGUGGCUCAAGCAGUGGUUCCAGUGGAGGUGCCGGAAACGGUGCAAACUGUAGUGUCUGCAUUGGCAGCAACAAGUUCGCUUGCGUCAGCAAGACCCAGUAUGCUCGAUGUGUUGACCAAAAGGUUUCCACAACGGCCUUCGAUUGCAGUACGGAUGAGACUUGUGUGGCAGAGGCCCUCGCCCCCUAUGGAAAUCUCUGUGUGCCCAGCUGUGCCCUCACUUAUAUGGGAUUGAGUGCGGAUACUAGCACUUGCACCAACGAAAUUUAUACGCCGCCGCCCGUAGUUACUGUUCCUACUCAAGAUGAUUUGAAGGAAGCCUGUUCAACUUCUACAAAUACAAAUGUGUUCUUCAACGAAGAAAAUACCGCCGACUUGACAUGCAGUAGUUAUAUUUACUGCGAGAAUCUUGGAGAUUCGUCUUGGCUUGCUAUCUUAUACAGUUGCACGUCCCCCACUCCAUACUACAGCGCGGCAGCGAAUAAAUGCACCGCAACUAAACCGACUAGGUGUACGGAGUAGGACUACAUAGGUCCAGCCUUAUGGUAUGGUAUGGUCGCUAAACGAAUAUACAAACAGAUGUUCCCAAAAGAUACGAAAUAAACACCCGUAUUGCAUCGAAAGAAAA
Drosophila obscura is the source of this 935-nucleotide messenger RNA. RefSeq lists its product as uncharacterized. The coding region runs from base 59 to 829 and encodes 256 amino acids. Lineage: Eukaryota; Metazoa; Arthropoda; Insecta; Diptera; Drosophilidae. Gene Ontology annotation, molecular function: chitin binding. The record is from RefSeq and is a predicted model, not a curated record. Gene Ontology annotation, cellular component: extracellular region. The transcript is spliced from 3 exons.